AUGACAUCGGCCACGAACCUGUUUGUCUUCUUUGCCUGUAUAGUCAUUGACACACAUGCCAGACUGCAAUACGAAACCACCAACCCUCACGAAUGGAUAGCGUCCGGACCGAAUGAUCUCCGAGGACCUUGUCCGAUGCUCAACACCUUAGCCAACCAUGGAUUCCUUCCUCACGACGGUCGUAACAUCACAAAAGCCAAUGCCAUUGCCGGUCUUAAUGGUGGUCUGAACUUCAACGGGUCACUUGGGGCACUCAUGUGGGAGCAAGCCAUUUUUGCCAAUCCCGAGCCCAAUGCCACCUUCUUCACACUCGAGCAUCUCAAUGUGCACAAUGUGCUGGAACACGAUGCUAGAAUGACUCGGACGGAUGCGUACUUUGGCAAUAACCACGUCUUCAACGAGACGGUGUACAACGCGUCGAGACAAUGGUGGACGGAUGAGACGGUGACGGCGGAGCAGCUGGCGCACAGUAAGCUCUUCCGCCAGAUUGAGAGCCGCGCAUCGAAUCCAUACUAUAAAUUUACCGCGUCGACGGAAGAGUUUAGCCUGGGCGAGGUGGCUGCACCGAUAAUUGCGUUUGGCGAUAUGGGUGCCGGUACGGUUGACCGUGCAUUAAUGGAGUACUUCUUUGAACUGGGAUGGUCGAAGAAGGCGGUUGAAGUUGCGCUUGCGGACAUUCUGAGUGUCACGGACAUGAUUCGAAAUGCAACGAGCCUCAUCACCGGCACGCCAGUAGAGAAAGUUGGAAACCUGAAUGGAGGCCGCGAUCUGCAUGCCGGGUUUGUGGCGCAAAUUUCACGCUUGUCUUAA
Molecule: messenger RNA, 810 nt
Organism: Parastagonospora nodorum SN15
Lineage: Eukaryota; Fungi; Ascomycota; Dothideomycetes; Pleosporales; Phaeosphaeriaceae
Exons: 3
Coding region: 1-810 (269 amino acids)
Molecular function (GO): peroxidase activity
Source: RefSeq, a predicted model, not a curated record